AUGGUUCGAAAAAAAUCUUCUACACGCGAAUCUUCACGCAGUGUUCCAAUUACGAAUUUCUUUCAAAGGAUAUCUACCUCAAAUAAAAAAAGUAAGUCAAAUGACUGCGACUCUGAGACUUCAGACUCCAUUCCAAAGACUCCACCAGCAGAGUCUAUUUCUUCUUCGCGUUUAAACACACCCCAGAAAACACCGUCUUCGACCCAGCAAUUGCCUUUCGCCGCUUAUCAACGACAGAUCCUUGAGGACGAUGAUGACGAUAAAUUUCUAAUGAACACAAACUUUGAGGAUCUUUUUUACGUGCCGACUAAUAGUAACAACGCUGUCAAUAAACGAGAAAGUUCGGGUUCGGCAAAACUUAAUCCACGCCGAAGGAGUAAACGAGAAAGUAAACGCGUCUCGCUGGGAAAGUUUGUACCGGUUGCUGAAGCCGUUUCUUUGAAAGAUAAUCCAUUACAGGAUUACGUUAAUGGCGGGAUUACGAACAACUCAUAUCAAUUUUCGUUGACGUCCUUGUUAAAUGAGAAAAAGGCACGUGACAAGAAAGGAUACGAUAUACAGUAUUUGGAAAAAAGUGUUAAAGACGGAACGUUAGUUCCGUUGCUGGAUGAAUUGGAAGACCCUUAUGCCGAAUAUGAUCGUGAAGAAACUUCCUCCAAAGUAUUGUCCGAAACGCAAAGUGAGCAGCUUUUAAAGAUCUUUGAAAGAGAUGAGCAAAAGAAUUUUGAGCUACAAUUGAAUUUCUUUGAAAAAAUUCCUGAGCCACUUCCAGUGCCUGCGCUAAAGAGCUCUUGCGAUAAAAUAUGUUCUUUCUUAAAAGAUUUGUCUUCAAAUGAGCUUAAAGAAGUACUCCGUACUGAUUGGAUAACGCUACAAUACGAAUUGGGUUGGUCAAUUCCUUCUGAAGUUAUUAUGUGGUUAUUGGAUAUAGUAAGUUUUGCUGAUAAAUCUACUCUAGCUGAAGCCGCGUUUGACAAUUUAAAGAAAUUUAGUGAAAUAAAUGCACGAAAUGAUAUUAGUAACAAUAAUAAUGAUGUUCAAGAAAGUAACAUAGAAAAGGAGUUCGGCGUGCCUUUUUCGGAAAUAUUACGAGUUCUAAAGUCUUAUGGAUGUUCUACUGAGUUGCUUGGCAUUAAAACAAAGUUGGAAGAAAGAAGUUUGCAAGUCUUGACUUCAAAAGAGCUGGAAUCAUCUCCCGAAUUCCCAUAUUGCUUUAAUGUUCGCUUGAUUUUGAGACUUUUGCAUGUUUUGACUGAAAAUAAAAGCCUUCGAUUCCAAGAUAACGACGAGAUACGACUCGCCAUAAUUGUGAUUAGUCGCAUGAUUCUAGACAGAAGAUUAUGGUCCAUCUAUGACGAGAUUGAACAAACGAUAGCGAGUUUCCUGGAACUUUUCGAUGAAGAAAAUUGGCCUGUUCAAGCAAAGCUUAUAUGUGAAGAUAUCACAUACUCAUGCGGUGAUCAGACCCAAUUCAAAGUGAAAAUUUUGAAUAAUUUUCCGGUGAUAGAUCGAGGACUGCUGUUGAGGCAAAUAUUGGCGUUCCGAUUUUUGUUUAAUUAUGAAGAUGACACAAAAUUAUGGAAUUUGACAGAGCUCGAUUUGACGCGUCCAAUCUCACUUCAACCACUUCUGGAUCUUUUCCAAGACACUAGAAACAUGUUUAAAAUUCGACCAGAUACGAAUUACUAUGAGUUAUCUGAUUUUAUUACGGUUCUAAGCUUUGCAUUAAAUGAUGAUCAACAAUUACGGUCUGAAAAAGAUGUGAUUGAAGAGAUCAUAAAAAAGUUGAAUCAUUUACACGGGAAAAUAAUGGACAUGAGAGCAGCUUUUUUGGAUCGUACAAAGGCAAAAGACAACACGCAACGACUCCUAUUGCGUCUCCACUAUAUAAUAAAUUAUCGACGAACUGGCAAGCGGCAAGCAAGUAUUCUUGCUUAUUCGCCACGAAAACCGCAACGAACUAUGGAUCUCUUUAAUCUUGAAAAUUCUUCGUCUGUUGAACAGACUGUUGAUGCUUGA
Ambispora leptoticha is the source of this 2019-nucleotide messenger RNA. The record is from the annotation of a GenBank genome assembly. NCBI's taxonomy places the organism in Eukaryota, Fungi, Glomeromycota, Glomeromycetes, Archaeosporales, Ambisporaceae.